Molecule: messenger RNA, 204 nt
Organism: Linum trigynum
Lineage: Eukaryota; Viridiplantae; Streptophyta; Magnoliopsida; Malpighiales; Linaceae
Source: the annotation of a GenBank genome assembly
AUGAGCUUCGAUUCGAAGGGGGAAGGAUCUGGAAGGUGGGGAGGUAUUGUGGAGAUGGGUGUGGCCACGGGGAAAGCGGUUCCAGAGAGGGUCAAGGUGAGAUUGGAAUUUGUGAGGAAGAGGAAGGCAAUUUUUGGGGUAGUGUUUAUGGUGGCGACGCGGGAGAUUUGGAUCGGCGGCCAUGGAUGGAGCAGAGGGUCUUGA